AGAGACUAUAUCAGUAAAGAUAUAUUCUGUGGCCCCAUAGGUUAUAUUAUUCUAAGUCGAUAGGAUAUAUUUUUCUAUGAUCGAUAGGUUAUAUUAUUCUAUGUAUUGCGCUCUGUAGCGUUGCUAUCAAUAUAUUGAACGAAAAUUGGAUAUUAUAUUAAGUGAAGAGAAUCUUAAAGAAUCGAAUCACUGUCUUAAUAUGGCUGAUUAUAAUGAACAAAUUGAAAAUUUGAUUACCGGCGUUUCACAGAUUUGUAUUCAUGUCAAAUAUGAAUUCUUUCCAAGAUGUGAAUAUAAAACGAGGUUUAACGAAACUAGUGCAUUUACCAUGCAAGAUCCGGAUUAUUGGGGUACAUAUUUCCGAUCAACAACUUCAGGCGGUAAUUUUGAUAGAAUUUCCAAACUGAAGGGAUCUAGCAAAACAUAUAAAAAUACUAAGAUAAACAAACCUACAAUUUCACCAAAAAAAAACUUAGAAAACGUUCCUGCAUCUAAAUCUGGUUGUUAUAAAAGUCAAUGGAAUUAUGUGAUGAGGAACUAACUAAGCAUAAUACAGAAGUUGAAAAUUAUAAUAAAAAGAAGAAAGUUGAAAAUAAGAAAAAGAAUUGUGUUAAAAAUUGGAAAAAAGAUGACAGUCUAUUUGAAGUACUUUGUGCAAUCGGAAAUGCACGAGGAGAUAUGGUUUCUUGUGAAAUUACAAGAGCGAAGAAGUACGUUGACUUACUAACUGAUUUUGUCCAUGAAUAUUUGCUAACUUCAAAUCAAGAAAACAUAUAUAAAAAAGAUUUUUCUAUACCCUUAAGAGAGAUGCUAAAAAAAUUAACUUAUAGAGAGAUUGAAAAAGAUUUAAGAGCAACUUUAAAUGACAAUGACUAUACUAAGAGUAAAUUUGAAUUUCAUAAUACAGAAAAUAAAAAUAUUAAAAAUGAGAGUGAAAACAACUUUUGGCAAAUUAUAAAGGAUAUCUUAGAAUUGUUUGGAAGUUUAGAUAUUGAAAAUUUAUCUGCUACUAUUGACAGUAAGAAAAUCAAGAGUAUAUGCCAGAAUUUAACUGCUGCUGUUAAUAAGAAGAAGAUCAAGGGUAUAUAUCGUCUUAUUGAGGAGGCAAAUUUAGAAUUUAUAAGACACGUAGGGUAUGCAGGGGCUCAGACAAACAGAAGCCUAAAAAGCGUGGAUGUGGAAGAUGAUUAUGGAAGUGAUAGUGAUUGUGAAGUUAUUGAUGAACGUGAAGGUAAUACAUUUUACACCAAGAAAAUAACAGUAGCUACCGGUAUGAGAGCAAUCAAUGUAAUGAUUUUUACAAUUAAAUCAAUACUCAAAUACUCCAAGAAUGAUAAAGAAAAAAAAAUUAAUACAAAAUUUAGUUAUUAUGAAACGAGUGAAGUAGAAAAAUAUAUACAAAAAAAUCGUCAAUUAUUAGGAAAUUUAUUUCCUGAUUGUGUAGACCCAAGAACUCUUAAGUGCAUCGACUUAAAUCACAGUUGCUCCGGAGGUCCUAAUACUGAACAAAAUAAUGACACAGAUAGAGUAGUAAUGUUGGAUUACACUAGUGCUACAACUGAAAAAAUUAGUAACGCUAUUCGAUCAUUUAUUAAAAGAGAGCCAGUAUUGCUAUUAGCAAGUAGUGGAAUGAAAAAUGAGCAAGUCGGUGCUGACAUGAACCCUUACGGUACAGUUAGAAUUAUUGCAAAAGAUUUUAUUAUUCUUAAUCUUAUAUAUAAUAUAAUAAGAUAUAGUCUAAGCGAAGAAGAUAAAUUACCACAGGAAUUACAUAAUAUUAGAAAAGCUUAUAAAAAUUGUGGAGCUGUUGUAACUAAUGCCGCAAUUUAUACCAAAGAAAGAAAAUUCAGUGUCGGCAAGUAUAUAAAAGAGGACAAAAUUAAAAAAUACACUAAAGACAAAGGAGACAAAAUGAUUUCCUUUAUAAGUAAUCCUUUAUGAGCAAAAUUUUUAUACCAUAUAUAUGAAAUAUAUCAAGGUAUACUAAGUU
Messenger RNA from Chrysoperla carnea, 1990 nucleotides. RefSeq lists its product as uncharacterized. NCBI's taxonomy places the organism in Eukaryota, Metazoa, Arthropoda, Insecta, Neuroptera, Chrysopidae. The record is from RefSeq and is a predicted model, not a curated record. Bases 517 to 1941 code for a protein of 474 amino acids. The transcript has 3 exons.